CACACACACACACACAGGCAGGCACGCGGCGCGCGCACUCUACUGGACACUGGCGUUAUCUCUUGUCCUCUUCAAGCCAGCGCGACUUUUGCACUUCGAAAAGCAGGUGCUGGAUUGGAAGCUGACAUCUAAACGACACUUAAAUCGAGGUGUGACUAAAGAAGCAGGAGUAAAAAGUGAAUAUGGUCCGUCAAGGAGGCAAAACAACAUGCACAGCCCACUUUCUGAAGAUCAAAGUUGACUGACUCAGACAAGUGACUCAGGGCCUAAAUGUGUCAGAUGAAGCUGCAGACAAUUACAGGAUAUAGACGCCUUCAUAUCUUCUCAUUUUAGAACACACAGCUGUCAAAAAAAGGGUAGUCAGUUGAAACUGUUUUUACCAACAGCACAUUUGGGAGUAUUUUUGUGCUGAGAACUAAGUGAUGGCCAUGGUGAGAGGGGGGUGGGGAGAUCCCAAUGGGGAGACUAAUGGACUUGGUGACAAGGGGUACGUGAGGGGAGAUGAGGACGACAGGUCACCCCAAGGAGGCGGCAGCGACAUGGAGGCUGGGGAGGAUGAUAAAGGUUGUGUGGUGGACUGUGUGGUCUGCGGUGACAAGUCCAGUGGGAAACACUAUGGUGUGUUUACUUGUGAGGGCUGCAAGAGCUUCUUCAAACGGAGUGUCCGACGAAACCUUAACUAUACCUGCAGAUCAAACAGAGACUGCCAGAUUGACCAACAUCACCGCAAUCAGUGUCAAUACUGCCGUUUAAAGAAGUGUUUCAGAGUUGGAAUGCGCAAAGAAGCAGUUCAGCGUGGACGCAUCCCACCUUCGCAUUCAAGCCUCAGCCCAUCCACGACUCCAGUGGGCGGUAAUGCCGGCAGUGGCGUGAGCGAGUUCUACAACGGGCAGCCGGUGUCUGAGCUCAUCUCCCAGCUCCUGCGGGCAGAGCCUUACCCUAACAGCCGCUACAGCCAUCAGUACAACCAGCAGAUGCAGGGGGGUGGAGGAUCCAUGGGCAUCGACAGCAUCUGCGAGCUAGCCGCCAGACUCCUGUUUAGCAUCAUCGAAUGGGCCCGAAACAUUCCUUACUUCCCUGAGCUGCCUGUAUCUGAGCAGGUGGCCUUGCUGCGGCUCAGCUGGAGCGAACUGUUUAUUCUUAACGUAGCCCAAUCUGCCCUUCCCCUGCACAUGGCCCCGCUGCUCGCCGCUGCAGGCUUUCACUCCUCUCCCAUGUCUGCUGAGAGGGUGGUGUCGUUCAUGGACCAGGUGCGUGUCUUUCAGGACCAAGUGGAGAAGCUAACCCGCCUGCAAGUGGAUUCAGCAGAGUACAGCUGUCUGAAGGCCAUAGCACUCUUCUCACCAGGUGCGCCAGACACAUUACUCAGAUUAAACUGCAUUUAACCGAACAUAAUCAGA
This is a messenger RNA of Sinocyclocheilus grahami, 1400 nucleotides long. Its product is annotated as nuclear receptor subfamily 2 group F member 6-like. The transcript is spliced from 4 exons. The record is from RefSeq and is a predicted model, not a curated record. Gene Ontology annotation, molecular function: zinc ion binding; DNA-binding transcription factor activity; sequence-specific DNA binding. NCBI's taxonomy places the organism in Eukaryota, Metazoa, Chordata, Actinopteri, Cypriniformes, Cyprinidae. The coding region runs from base 423 to 1385 and encodes 320 amino acids. Gene Ontology annotation, biological process: regulation of DNA-templated transcription.